AUGAGAUUAUAUGACUGGAUUAUGCUUCCUAUGUUGUUCGUAAGAUCGAAACCAACUCCAUAUUUUCAAUUCGAUGAUAUGUUUUAUGUGGAAUGUAUUCCUACCGCUCAUUUAAAAGAUUAUUUGUACUACGGCAAUGUAUCAACCUAUAUUCGUGGAUCAUUACUGACGGUCACUACUCCAUUGUCAGGUCGAUGUGAAGUUUGGAAAAAUGUGAUUAGCGCUAUGACUAAGUGGGCAGUGGAUAAUGGUGUUAAGGAUUAUUGGGUAUAUCCAGACGAGUUCAUGAUUCACAAUAAUUGUCGAAAUUUUGAUUUAACACUAACGAAUGAUGAUAACAAUCGUCACUUGGCUAUACACAUGAAGAUAAUCGAGCCUAAUGCGUCUGCCAUAGGCCCAUGGUGCUAUGCUUACGAUCUUCUUCAUUCGAAAUACUACGUGGCACGUUGCUUCCCUGAAUGUAUUGGAAGCAGCUAUCAGGGUACAACAAUUUCUCCUCAUCGCACUAAAAUGGCAACUGUGGAUACGAAACCAAACUACAAUACGAGGCUAAUAGAUGCGAUCGCCGUAAAGGCUUUUAGCAAAUAUGAGUGGGGGCCAUCAACAUAUUAUGAUUCCAGACCGUCAAAUCUGUUACUAUCGGCCGAGUUUGAAAAAAAUCGUUACUCAAUUUUCUUUGCUAUGAUUGCGGUUGGAAUGAUUAUUAUGAUUUGCAGUAUUUCAUUUGUUAUUGCCCGAAGUUAUAUUAAAACUAAAGAAAGAGAGCUGAAACAGGAAGAGAUUAAGGGGAAUAUAGCUGAAAAAGUACAAUCAGUAACAAAGAAUUCAGCAACACAAGUUGCUCUUCCGGUUUCAAAUCCAGCCGAAAAGUUGAAGCGAAAACUGGGAAUGUCCGUAUGA
This is a messenger RNA of Brugia pahangi, 900 nucleotides long. The record is from the annotation of a GenBank genome assembly. Lineage: Eukaryota; Metazoa; Nematoda; Chromadorea; Rhabditida; Onchocercidae.